AUGGCGAAGAUGUGUUUCGUAGCUCUGGCCUUCGCCACCACUGUGCAGGCACGGCUGGGAGAAGCCCCGAGGAACAUCUCAGGCCCAUCGCCGCAAGAUCUCCUCCCCGGAGGCGCGGCACGACGGGAGGAGUAUUGGGAGAAUGCAACCUUGCGUUGGAGCACGGAUCCCAGUCCCUCGGAGCUGCAGAACAUGCGCCGGCAUGCCGGCUACGACUAUUUGGCCACCACGACGAGAUAUGGCAACACCUGCUGUGCCUCCUGCGGCUCCAUCGACACUGGCCGACUGGUGCAGGGCACGGGCUUCUAUGCCGUGGCAUCUGCGGAGUCCAUGCAGGACCAUGGUAUCGGAGACGGGCACUACUGCACGAAGGAUGCCUCUUCGCGUGGUGGAACCCAGGGAAUGGGAUGCCUGUCUUGUGCCAAGGGCAAGUUUCUUCCGGCCCACCCCUUUUCCUAUCCUCUCUGGGCACAGCCGGGUGCCAGCAUCUUCCAGCGGGAGAUCAAAAUUGUGGUCGCAGACACCUGCCCGCACCAUGGCAACGAGGCCUGGUGCCCGGCCCGACAGGGCCGUGGGAACAAGUUCGGCGUGAGGAACCACUUCGACUUCGCGAAUCCACCGGCCAAGUAUGACAACUACUACUUCGUGUGGACAAAGAUUGAGUGCUCUGGUCGAGUGAAGCGCCGCUACGCGCAACUCAGCAGAUGCUAA
Symbiodinium necroappetens is the source of this 711-nucleotide messenger RNA. NCBI's taxonomy places the organism in Eukaryota, Dinophyceae, Suessiales, Symbiodiniaceae. The record is from the annotation of a GenBank genome assembly.